Messenger RNA from Chara braunii, 1176 nucleotides. The record is from the annotation of a GenBank genome assembly. NCBI's taxonomy places the organism in Eukaryota, Viridiplantae, Streptophyta, Charophyceae, Charales, Characeae.
GGGCAGCUUUGGCCACUGGGACAUGCACCUUCCCUGCAUCUGGGAAACCUCUCAGGCGGAAAGGGAGGUGCCUGCUAGCUUCGGCACCAUGGUAGUGGACGUGGCACGGCAUCCAGAAGUUGCCACGCACGAGUUUUGUUUUGUAGGACACACGCUGGAUGGAGAUGGAGGAGAAUGCGCUGAGAUCAUUGGUUGUGCCAACUUGAAGGUGCAGGAUGCACAAUUGAUGAUGGCUAUGGAGACGACCCGGGAUUCUACCAAGGGUCAUGCCACCCUGGUGGGUGAAGCAGAGCAAAGUGGAGGCACAUUGGCAGAUCGGAGGGCAGCGGGAGAUUACUUCCAGGCACUGGCAGGCAGUGGACAGAAGGCUCCCCAUGUCACUGAAAAAGCUGCCUCAGAUCGCAAAACCAUCAAGGCGGUCAGACCCUUGGUCCCCGUCCGGAAUAGGAGGGAAUUAUGUGAGUGGCAGGUAGCCACCGACGUAUCCUUUGCCACCCCGACUGUGGGAGACCAGCUGACGCUGGCCAGAGCCCUCAGGGAAGGGAUCUUUGAAGACUUCCACCUGGAAGUUUAUGGAAUCCCCUCCCCCCCAACAGAAGACUCGGAUAAGACCAUCCAGGAACUCGCCACAGCCAAGUCCUUUGAGCCAAUCCUCGUAAAACUAGAAGAAAAAGCAAGACUGAAUGAGGGCCUGGUGUGGAGAGCAUGGAACACUGUGACCGCCUUGCCGUACAGCACACUUGCAGGCAAGUGGUGCCUGGAGGAGGUCAUGAUUGAUUCGUUGGCCUCGAUCAUCACAUCCCAUAUCCUCUCCUCAGAACAUUCCCUGGAGGAUGAAGCUUUGGUGCUCCAGGUGGAGAGGGAGGACGACGAUGGGAGCAUGGGGGAGGACGACGACGACGACGGGCCGAUUGACAUCUUCUUCCCGGAUAGCGAUGGGAUAGGCACCACCCAAAGGACCGAGUGUAGUAUAGGGGAAUACAGCCUAGGAUCUGCAUCUGAAAAAAGGACCAACGAGGACUGCAGAGGAACCGGAGCUGACAAUGUGGGGACCACGGCAGCAGCCGAUUAAAGACCCCAACAUCCCACCCAAUUGAAUUCUGCACCACAACGACCGCCGCUCCCCCCUACAAAAAAAAAAUAAAAAAUAAAAAAAAAUCAAGCAAUCAAAAAGUC